UAUUAUUCAUGUUGUCGUUUGUUUACCAUUUUAUAUCCGUUCAUCAGUUGACGUAAACCGUUUAUUUUGUUUUUGUAAAUCCACCUUUAAUUGAUUCCCGUCGGUCGCGACUUUAUUAUUAUUAAUUUUUAUUUGUAUCCAAUGUGGUAUGUAGCGAUGUGUUUUGUUGCCGUAAAGGUCGUACGUGUGUUCGUCUGAGUGCAAAACCAAAAACUACAUCCCGUUAUCAUCUAUUUGGGAAUUCUACUGACUGGCAAGUAAAUUAUACCUAGAUUUUACUUUUUGAAUUUAUUUUACAAGAACCAGUUGAAUACAACAAAUAAUUAUGUUUUUAGAUAUUUAAUACGGUAUUCGUUUCCCAGUCGUCAUGUUUUAUUCACAUUUCUCGUUGUCCAAGAAAGGGCCUCUUGCCCGUAUUUGGUUAGCAGCCCAUUGGGAUAAGAAGUUGACCAAAGCCCAAGUAUUUGAAACUAAUAUUGAAACUUCUGUUGAUGGAAUAUUACAGCCAAAGGUACAAAUCAACCUAUUAUCCUAUAAUGUUAUUUAAUUUAUGAAUAUUUCAUAAAAAUUAUCGAUUGUUGGAUUUUAAUAGGUGAAAAUGGCACUUCGGACGUCUGGACAUCUUUUAUUGGGUGUGGUCCGAAUUUAUUCUCGAAAAGCUAAAUACUUGUUAGCUGAUUGUAAUGAAGCAUUUGUUAAAAUUAAAAUGGCUUUUCGGCCGGGUAUGGUUGAUUUGCCUGAAGACAAUCAUAUAGCAGCAGCCAAUGCUAUAACACUGCCAGAAGUAUUUCAUGAUUUUGAUACAGCAAUGCCUGAUCUAAAGUAAUUAUAUUUACUAUACCUAGUAAUUGUUUUUAAAAUAAACCUGUUUUUUUUUUCUAGUGAUGUUGACAUUGAAGCUCAAUUCAGUCUUAAUCAAUCUAGAGCCGAAGAAAUUACAUUACACGAAGAUUAUAAUAUGAGUUCUAUGGCAUCUAAAAACACUGGUUUCGAUCAAGGAUUUGGAUUCUCAGAGGUUGAAAAUUCUGAUAUACUUCGUCAUGGAAUUGAACAUUCUUUGCUGUUUAGUGAAGGUGUUGACCAUUUAAUGGAUCGUGAUAAGGAACCUAUAGCUUCUACCUCUACUGGAUCUGGAAUCUUAAGUCAAAAUAGUUUGGGAAUAGAUGCUCCAAUUAGAGAUGAUGGUUUUGGUGGUAAUAUUGGUCAAGUUAUCACAGACAACUUUUUUCAAGCUGGAGGUUUAUUUGAUGAUGUACCUGCUGCACCCAUGGAAGUACCAGAUGGUCAACCUCCUGUCUCUCCCCCUUUCAAUACACCUAUUCGGAAUGAUGAUGAUGAUGAUCACUUUAUGCCUCCUAGUCCGGGCAGGCAAAGUUCAGACGAUGAAGGUUCAAGGCCAGCUUCACCAGUCAAUUUACCAUUCCCUAAUGCUGGUGCAUUAGGUCUUAUACCAUCUCCAGACCGAGAUCAAACAUUGAUGCCUCCACCAGAUAUAGACAUGCAUGACAUGCAUGAUAUACACGAUAUACAAGCCUCUGAAGAACCUGAGCCAUUAAAUGAACAGAAUGCUUCUGUAGAUCAAACAACUUUAGUACAAAAUGAGGAAGAAAGUUUUGCAUUGGCUCCAGUAGACGCUAGUGCAUUAAGAGGUUUACCAAAGACAAAAAGAAAGCGUAAACUUAUUGUAGAUGAAGUAAAAAAUAUUUCGGGCGAAGAAAUGAAAGCGCAAUUAAGUGACACAACAGAUAUUGUGAUAACAUUAGAUUUAGCACCACCUACUAAAAGAUUAAUGCAUUGGAAAGAAACUGGUGGUGUAGAAAAAUUAUUCGCUCUUCCAGGAAAAACUAUACCAGCGAUACCAUUAGCUAAAGUAAAUUUACCCAAUUGUUUUGUGUUAUUUGUUUAAUUAUAAAUUUUUAAUAUAAUAUUUAUUUUUAUAUGGUUUACAUUAAAAAUAUUAUGUUGUAUUUUAGAACUACCAAAGACAUUUAACUGCAAAAACAUUGACUAAUGAAGAAUUAGAAGGCGAUGGUGUUGAAGGAGAUGAAGACAAUGCAUUACCAGCAAUAGCAGGUCCAUUACCUGCACGACGUGGCCGUAAAAGAAAAAUACCGUUAGAAGAUGAAAAUCAAGGACCUGCCAAAAAAGAUGUUUUGCCACCUAUUCCAGAAGUACCUUCUCAAGUUGUGAGUAUAUUUUGUCAACUAGUUAUAUUUAGGUUUAUAUAACCAAUUUUAUAAUUACUUAAUAGUUAUCGCCACUACCUAACCAAAUAAUUGUUUGGUAAUAAAUAACAAUUCAGUUAUUGGGACUACCACAGUAACGAGACGUUAAAGAUUUUAAGUGGUUGUUAUUAUUAAUAUCAGUUUUUCUAUCUAUAAUACAUUUUUAUUUUAUCCUGUUACCUAUUGAGGGUUAUAUUUGAUUAAAAUUGUCUAAAUGAGCGCAGCGAAAAAAAAGAAAGAAAGGUAGUUGCGAUAACCAAUAAGUACCAAUUUUACUAUUUUAAACUAAAAUGAUGUAUGUAUAAAUUCAUAGUGUAAAUUUGUGUAUUUAAAUUCAAUAAUUUCUUACUGUUAUAGUCAAUGAAUUGAAUUAGAUAAUGUAUUUCACUUUGGUUUUUAUUAGGAAAUUAUGGAAGUUGAUACUCCUGCACCUGUAUUGGUUGCACCUCCUACUCCAGCUAUUCCUGAAGAAAUUGAACAUGUUGAAAACAAUCCACAAAAUCCUGUUGAACUACAACCAAUAACAUCACCAUUAAAUAAUAGUGGACUAAUGUUACCACCCGAUGAAAUACCGCCAAUCAAGUCAAAUGAACCAAUUAAUAAUGAAAACCAGGUAUUUUCUAACUAUUUAAAAACUAUAUUUUUAUUUGAAACCUUAACAUGUUUAGAAAAAAUUAAUUUGUCGUUAAAAUUAUUUUUCAUUCUUAGUAUAGAUUUUUUGAUAAUUUAACUUUUCAAAAAUUAUUUUAAUAAUGAAUAUGUAUUCUGAUUUUUAAUUUACUUUAUAAGUAAUACAAAUAACUCAAAAUGAUUUUCAUGUAGUGUCUCAAUAUAUUAUUUGUAUAUAUAUAAAAAAAAACUAAAUAUAUUUCAUUAAUAUUUAUGUUAUGUUUCACAUAAUAUGUUUAGUCUAUAAAUCCAUUUGAUGAACUACGACCACCAACACCAGUUGAUUCAUCAGUAGUAGAUACAUCAAUAGUAAAUAAUCAGUCAUUACCAGAACCAGAAUUACAAAAUAUGGGAUACGAUAAUCAUAUAAACCAAGUGAGUAAUCUAAAUAAUGCAUAACUGAAUUUAUAUAAAAUAUAGCAUUAUAUAUAUAUUUAUAUUUUAAUGUUGCGUAGUAAUUCUACAGGUGUACUCUCAGAAUUUAAAAAUGAUUGCAGUAGUUUUUAUAAGUGUGUCUAUUAUGUAAUGCAUUCUUCUUUUUUAGUCUGCUGAUUUCAAUCAAGUCGUAAUGGACAAUAUGGGUUAUGAUGGUCAUCAUAAUGCUCCUGUCACACCAGGCUUACCAUCACCCAGAGGCGGUGCAACACCAUGGCGAGACCAAGAUUAUGAUUAUCCUGCGUCUGUUGGACCUGUAAGACAAGUUAUAUUAUUAAAUAAUGUAUGCAUUUUCUCUUGUUUACUAUUAAUAUUAUAUUUAGGUGGAAGAGCAGCAGGCUCCACAUGAAACUAAUGAACAAUAUGAAGAACGAGUAAUGAACAAAAGGGCUAAUCAGUUGUAUCAUACAAUAAAAACAAGGUUUGCUAAAAAGGAUACACUUUUGUUUGAUGAUCUCACUUAUAGAAAUCGAAGAAAAGAGGUAUAUUAUUUUAUUCACAUUAAAUAGUAAUUAAUAAACACAGUUUAAUAAUUUAAAAAAUAAAAAUAACUAUUAUAAAUAUCUUUUAUGUUAAAUAUUGAUAGAAGGGGAAGAAACAAUUAGUAAUUUAUAAUUUGAUGUUACAGGCAGCUCAGAAGUUUUAUUCUGUUCUGGUACUAAAGAAGUACAAAGUAUUGGAGCUUAUUCAACCAGCACCAUACGACCCCAUUGAGUUGGUAAAAGGUGUAUGUUUUACUGACCCUAAGCUGUAAAUAUUUUGUACAUUGUACUUGGAAAUUAUUUAAAUUGUAUUACUGUUAUCAUAGCGGUAUUUUAUUCAAAAUAUAUUUGCCGAGUACAACCCACUAUACGCUUUAUGUAAACAAAUGAAAAUAUUUUUAAAAUGUUUUUUGAUAGAAAAAUUAGGUGUAAUAUUAAUAUAUAUAUUAAAUUGAGGGAUUAUUGUUCAUAUACAUUAUUUUUGUUAGUAUUAAUUUGAUUGGUGUACAUGAGGUCAAAUUAAUAUUUAUUUUUAUUUAUUUUGUCCUCCGAUUAUUUGUUUGUUGUAAUAAUAAUUUGUAAUGUAUACUUUCACCGUUUUUAUAGUAUUAAAUAGAGUAUAAAUAAUUAUAAUCAUGGACAAAUAUUGUCACAUUUUAUCAGAGAUUAUGAUAUUAUAUUAUUGCUAUAACUUAACUCUGAUUAAGUGUUAAUCCAUGAUUUUAAUUUUAAAAUGUUAUAAUUGACUCUGCAGAUCAUCAGUCUCAGAUAUAUUUUGUUUUAAAACUUUUUUAAUGAAAUGUUUUAAGUCUAUAACACUAAACAUAUAAUAUAUAUAUAUAUACAUAAAUUAUUUAUGUUAAGUUAACCGUUUUAAAUUAAAUUAUAAUUAUUAAUAACAAAUUUUGUAAAUUUGAACAUUUGAAUAACCGAGCCAUUUUAUAUUGACAUUUAAGUUCCAAUUACAACAUGUUUCGAUUAGUUGCAAUUUUGCAAUUUGAUUUUCAAACUGAACAGUACAGAUCAUGUUCGGUUCGGUUCGUAAAUCAAACAAAUUGUAACAUCACUAGUAAAAGGAGCUAAAGUAAAUAUCAGCCUUAAUUUUAUUUUUAUUAUCUAUUCAUUAAUUUGUGAUAAUUUGACUAUUAACUAUAUGGUACAAGAGAAUGUCAUUAAUGAGGUGACAGGUUAAGCAAGUGUUCUUCUAACUUUUGAGGAUUGUAUUUAAAAUAAAAAAAAAAAAAAAAUGUAUUUAUAAAUCAAGUAUAUUUUCUUAAUGAUCAAAUUUGUGUAUCCCCGUUUAGAUUUAUAUUAUAAACUUAAUUACUUGGAACUAAUCAUUUCAUUUGUCAUAAGUUAUAAUGUUUCAAAAAUAUGUCAAACAAUGAUUUUAAAUUUAAGGCAUUAUAAGACCACUUUUUACAAGAAUUAUUUUUAUUUCAAUUCUAUUCACAUUUAAACUUAAUUAUAUAUUUUUUUCUAAGAAUUAUUUUUAAGUGUCACCUUGUAAUUUUUUUGAAAAUAACAUGAAAACUGUUACCUUUUAACUUCAUUUAAACCAUUUAUUGCAAUUUAAAAUGUUUUUUAUUUCCACUUAUUAUCGAAAAAUGUUAAAAUAAAAGAAUUUAAAAUAUCAAACAUUUGGUUUACAAAUAAUAUUAAAUUACCAGAAUGUUUGGAGGAAGAAAUUAAUCUUAUUUUUUUUUAUGGCUUGAUGGGGAAUAGACUUGAGUUUAUUUGGUUGAUAGUGACAUUCAGUUAUUUUAUUAUAGUUUUAAUUUGUAAUUAUUAGUUAAAGAAGAUACUUAAUCUAGGUAGGUACAUGAAUUAUGUUAUAUUAAAGUUGUUUUAUUUUUUUAAAUCCAACACUGUUCUUCAUUCGCACCUAACAGUAGUGAACGCAGGGGAGGACUUU
This is a messenger RNA of Cinara cedri, 5726 nucleotides long. The record is from the annotation of a GenBank genome assembly. Lineage: Eukaryota; Metazoa; Arthropoda; Insecta; Hemiptera; Aphididae.